AUGCGUCCCUCGUCGACGAGCAGCGGCACUGGUCGUAUGUACCAGGUCCUUUUUGGACAGCAGUCGCAUCUGUACUACCUUUGUCUAUCCGUUAAUCCAUAUCGGUCGAUUGCCGUUCUCGACCACAACCUGCGGCCGAUUCGUCGCAUAGACGUGAAGGAUGUCUUAAGCUUCCAGCGCCGCGUUCUUAGCAAUGACCCUAGCCAUCAUUCGGGGUCGGUCACCCAUAGUGAUGUGAGUUUAUGUCGGCAUUGUCUGCAACUUGUACAGGUAUUCGAAUUGCAGUUGUCUUCCGACAAAGGGGGGUGGCUGCGAUUUGGGCUGCCGACAACGGAGGAGUGCGACCAGUUGUGUAGCAGCGUCCAACUCCAUUUCGGCGUCCCUGUGUACAAUUACGGCAGCCUCAGCACCAACUUCCGAGCAUCGCUGGGCCCCAAGGCUGCUGCAUGCAGCAAUACGGUGGACAAAGGACCCAACUCAGUUUGCAAAAGCUAUCGCCUUGUCCGUGACGACUUUUACGCGUCAGCAGCUGGCGACUUCCUAACUCAAUUGGGGAUAACCUGUGGCGACAAUGAUCAGGGGCUGGGUGAUCCACCUGCCGAGUUCAGUACCGACUACCCUGUAAUAAUGGAGGGCCCCCUCGAGGCGGCCAGCUACGUCAGUUUUCGCAGCAUGCGUAAGCCUCAGAUGCAUCCAUUUUCCGUCUACCGUGCCGAAUGGUACCUGUCGACUCAUCGAGGUGACCCAGGCGAGUUCUACCCUGCAGCUUCGUGUAGUAACGACAUAUUUUACCUUAACGAUUGGACGAUCGGCCGCUACGUGCAGUUGCGGGUGUAUAAGGCAGUGGGCACGGGAGUCAACCGCAAGUUUGUUUUUACGACCGCCACUCGCGGCCCCGUCCGUUUCAGCAACGUCUUGGCUCACAACAUCCUCCUCAACGUUUCGAAGGACAAUGAAGCGCACAAUGUCCUCAUCUGCGCCAAGCAAUUCCGUGCGAUCGCCGCCCACCUCAAAAAGUUGCCCUUCGCUCCCACGGGUGGGACGGAUAACUUCGACAGACGGUUGUCUACUAAACUGUCGUUAAUGCAAAUAAAGUCAUCCGCACGAUCUCUUCAUCUGCCCGGAGACAGCGUGGAGGAGCUGAGCGGCGAGAAUGUGGAUAAUAAGGGGAUACGAGACUCAGUCACGGCCUCUAUGGAGACCGCUAUACAGCCCGCCGUGACGUAUGAGAGCACCGGCUCCUUUGGAAGCUACGCCGACGACAACUCAGACUUCUUGGGAGAGUUGGAAGGCAACGCUGGCACUGCGACCCCCCGCAGUGGCGCACCGCGUCCCACCGAGGACCCGGAACUGUUCCACACGAAGAGUCUCUUGAGCGCUGAUUCAGCAACAGUGCUGUGUGACAGUGACGGAGCGCGUGAUUCAGCUGCAUCAGCAUCUAGGGAUGCCUCGGACGCCGCGCAGCCUGGAGCCGAGGUCGGCGUCACCCUCGCCACAUGGCACCAACCCGUGACGCAGGAAACCGGAAAAGCUGAGGACCGCCCGGCGAAAAAGCAACAGCCUGCCACUGCCGACAGUGCUCCUACGGCGCCAAAGGCCAAGCCUCCCCCCAAGGUUGCCAAAGCAACGCCGCCCCCGAAGGCGGCCGCGGGGGGCGCCGCUAAGCCGCCGCCUGAGGCUCCUCGCAUGGGCAGGGUGCGCGGAUUUUUCAAGAAUAUCUUUGGCAAGGCGCGGCCGGACAAAGGCAGGAACGUGCCGGCCAAAGCCGUUGCGAAAAGCGUCAGCCCAGUUACGGCCAGCAAGGCCGAACCACUCGUCAAAGCCAAGCAGCAGGGCCUCCUACCACCGGGUCCGAACGCCGCGGCCGGACCCGCAACGCCCGGUCCAACCAAACCCGAUGAGGAUUUUGUCGAAGUACAGCUACAGUGCCGUUGUGCGGGACUCUAUCUCUGGAACGAUGAGGUCGAGCUGGAGCUCAAGUGGACGCGGAUAGACGUGCAGGAUUGCUACGAGCCUUCCCAGCAACCCGAGCCGUACCCCGACCCCGCCAGCUGCCUCGAGGUUACGCUAGCGUACAAGUGCAAGGGAGACUCGGAGCAGCGGCUGCUGCCGCUGACCAUCCGACUCUCCUCGCCCCAGCAGCGCUGCACGCUUUACCACGCGAUGCUGUUUAACAAGUAUCGCGGCCCGUUCUACUCCAUUGACCAGGGCGAGCGCGACCUGCAGCGAGGAUUGUAUUCCGACGUCAAGGACGCGUACGCGAAAAUUUGCAAGCACGUCGCCCGUCGUCUGGCUCGGGUGUCUAGCGCCUCCCCGCCCACGUGCGGCCCCUGA
Messenger RNA from Babesia bigemina, 2334 nucleotides. RefSeq lists its product as hypothetical. Lineage: Eukaryota; Apicomplexa; Aconoidasida; Piroplasmida; Babesiidae. The coding region runs from base 1 to 2334 and encodes 777 amino acids. The transcript is spliced from 7 exons. The record is from RefSeq and is a predicted model, not a curated record.